AAAACUACAGCCAUUUUCUGGGGCUCACAAUGAGUCACCUCCAUGCUACAUGCUACAGGUGGAUGAGUUCCGAUUUCUGUUGGACUGUGGUUGGGAUGAAGAUUUCAGUAUGGAAUUCAUCAGAGAAGUUAAACGACAUGCUCAUCAGAUUGAUGCUAUUCUGUUGACCUAUCCUGAUCACAUACACCUUGGUGCUCUCCCUUACCUGGUUGGAAAUGGAAUUUUGAACUGUCCCAUUUAUGCUACCAUUCCUGUGUAUAAAAUGGGACAGAUGUUUAUGUAUGAUUUAUAUCAGUCUCGGCACAACACUGAAGAUUUUGACAUAUUCACUCUGGAUGAUGUGGAUGUUGCUUUUGACAAAAUAGUGCAGCUUAAAUACUCACAGACUGUCAAUUUGAAAGGAAAGGGACAUGGUCUACAGAUAACACCUUUACCUGCUGGUCACAUGUUAGGGGGGACGAUCUGGAAAAUCAUCAAAGAUGGAGAGGAAGAAAUCGUGUACGCUGUGGAUUACAAUCACAAGAAAGAAAGACAUUUGAAUGGCUGUGUUCUGGAGAAUAUUUCAAGACCACAUCUGAUGAUAACGGAUGCAUUUAAUGCCACAUAUGUGCAGUCUAGACGAAGAGCAAGAGACGAGCAGUUAUUAACAACAAUCCUACAGACUAUGAGAAAUGAUGGCAAUGUGCUGGUUGCUGUGGAUACUGCUGGCCGAAUGCUAGAACUGGCUCAGCUCUUGGAUCAGAUGUGGAGGAAUUCUGAAUCUGGACUCUCACCCUAUUCCCUUGCCCUGCUCAACAAUGUCAGUUUUAAUGUGGUGGAGUUUGCCAAAUCUCAAGUGGAAUGGAUGAGUGACAAAAUCAUGAGGUCAUUUGAAGAGGCCAGAAACAACCCUUUCCACUUCAAACAUGUGAAGCUGUGUCAUAACCUAGCUGAAUUGGCCCGAAUACCAGAGCCAAAGGUGGUUUUGGCAAGUGUUCCAGAUCUGCAGUGUGGAUUUUCCCGAGACUUGUUUUUAGCCUGGUGUGGUAGUCCUAAAAAUAGCAUCAUCCUGACCAACCGGACCUCUCCAGGAACUCUGGCAAGAUGGCUGAUAGACAACCCAGAAAACAAGACCGUUACCAUGGAUAUAAGAAGAAGAGUAAAAUUGGAGGGAGCAGAAGUGGAGGAGUAUCUCCGUAAAAAGAAAGAGAAAGAGGCAGAGGAACAGAGAAUCAAGAAUGAACAGAAAAGAGAGCUAGAAGAUGAAUCUAGUGAUGAAAGUGACACAGAAAUGGACACAGAUAACCAGACUCUGUCCAGCAAAGGCAAACAUGAUCUCAUGAUGAAGAGCGAGGGUAAAAGUAGAACAGGAUUUUUCAAACAAGCAAAGAAGUCUUAUCCAAUGUUUCCUUUUACCGAGGAAAAACUCAAAUGGGAUGACUACGGAGAGAUCAUAAGGCCAGAAGACUACACCAUUCUAGACGUACCCCAGGCUGAUGAGGAGAGCUCAGCAGAAAAUAUUAAGAAGCAGGACAGUGCUGUACAAGACCUGUCAGAUGUACCUACAAAGUGUGUGGCAGCCACCGUGACCUUGGACAUCAAUGCAAACAUCCAGUAUAUCGACUUUGAAGGGCGGUCUGACGGGGAAUCCAUCAAGAAAAUCCUUUCACAGAUUAAACCCAGGCAGCUGAUUUUGGUGCGGGGCACCACAGAGGCUACAGAAGCUUUGGCAGAAUACUGUAGGAAAAACGAGGUUGUGCAGAGCAAGAUCUUCCUACCACACAUUGGAGAAGUGGUGGACGUCACAAGGGAAAGCCAUAUCUUCCAGGUGAGAUUAAGGGACUAUGUGGUGUCUGCCCUGGAAUUUGCCAAAGCCAAGGAGACAGAGCUGGCGUGGAUUGAUGGAGUGUUAGAUAUGAGUCAGGGUAAAGUGGAUACGGGGGCCAUGUACGAGGCAGAGGAGGGGGAGGUCACUGACGAAAAGGCGCGGAAAAUCCGACAAGAUGGUACUACAGACACAGAGGAGGAUCCAAUGGAGGUGGUACCUACACUAGAGGCCCUCCCACACAAUCAGUUUGUAGGACAUAAAGCCGUGUUUAUCAACGAACCCAAGCUCUCCGACUUCAAGCUUGUGUUGUUACAGGAGGGGAUUCAGGCUGAAUUCAUCGCUGGUGUGCUUAUCUGUAACAAUAAUGUAGCUGUCAGAAGGAAUGAGGCAGGCAGGAUACAGCUUGAGGGGACGAUAUGUGAGGACUUCUUUAAAAUUCGACAGAUUCUCUACAAUCAGUAUGCCAUUGUGUGACCUCUCGUCCAUAGAAUGUGAACAUGUGUGUAAUCCUUGUCAUGCAUUUGUAGUGUUCUGAUAAUUCCGUGAGACUUCCACUGUUCCAUGUAUGACUGUUUACAUUGAAAAUGAAUGUGUGUGUGUGAAAGAACUUUUAAGAUUAUGCAGAGUGUGUACUGAAAAAUGAUAUAUUGGUGGCUAAUGACAUGGAAAAUUUUGUUUAUUAUUGUUAUCGAGGAGUAGCAAAUGAAACGGUUGAAAGUUAUUUUCUCAUCUGUAAUUCAGAAUGUUAAGCAUUUUUUACACUUCAUUAGUGCCUACAUGAUGCAGACUGCAUUGUACAUGUGUGUAGAAUAAAUAUGGUGGGAAAAUGU
Molecule: messenger RNA, 2637 nt
Organism: Saccostrea cuccullata (small rock oyster)
Lineage: Eukaryota; Metazoa; Mollusca; Bivalvia; Ostreida; Ostreidae
Product: cleavage and polyadenylation specificity factor subunit 2-like
Exons: 19
Coding region: 50-2281 (743 amino acids)
Biological process (GO): mRNA 3'-end processing by stem-loop binding and cleavage
Cellular component (GO): mRNA cleavage and polyadenylation specificity factor complex
Molecular function (GO): RNA binding
Source: RefSeq, a predicted model, not a curated record